Molecule: messenger RNA, 243 nt
Organism: Vicia faba (fava bean)
Lineage: Eukaryota; Viridiplantae; Streptophyta; Magnoliopsida; Fabales; Fabaceae
Source: the annotation of a GenBank genome assembly
AUGGGGGAUAAUGAUGCUGAUACCACUCAUAUUGAGAAUAUUGUUGAUUAUUCUGAAACCAACAUUGAUCCAAAUGUUGAACCUCAUGGUGAACAAAGUGGUGAACCACCUGUUGAACCUCCUACUGAACCCACUACUAAAUCAAGUGAUAAUAUACCUAUCUUUGAUACGUACCUAAAUAAUAUCUUGAAUGAAGACCAUGGUUCUACUGAAGACUUAAAGGACGAGAACCCUAAAAAAUGA